UAUGUGAUCCCCAACGACAAAUGCCCAAACAGAGCUCACUCUUCCUUCAACAAUGGCCGCCAAAUUCCCUCUUUCUUCUUCCCUUACCACCAUCAAAUUCUCACUCCAACAGAACCCAUCUCCCUUCUUCGCUCCUCUUCCCUGCACCACCUUCUCGCCGCCGCAGCCAAGGCCAACGCCAAGGGCUUCUCAGUUCAAACUUCUUGCAAAUUCAGGUGGUGGCGACGCCGAGGUCAAGAAGGGAGGGAAGAAGAAGUUCAUAACCAAAGAACAAGAGCCAGAGCAGUAUUGGCAGACAGCAGGGGAGAGGGAAGGGGAAAAUCCCAUGAAGACUCCUCUUCCUUAUAUCAUCAUCUUCGGCAUGUCGACGCCUUUCGUGAUCUUAGCCAUAGCUUUUGCCAAUGGCUGGGUUAAAGUACCUGUGAGAUGAAUCUGAUCAACCAUGACAGUAACCUGAUAUCCUCUGCUGCUUCUCUACAGCCCACCAAAAACCCACUGUUUAUGCCUAUUUUGAGUUGUAAUGUUCUUCCAGAAUCUAAUACAAAUUGUUGUAACUCAGUUCGAUUUUGUUGUUGGUCUGUCAGCUCAUAUGAGUUUGGAUUCUAUUCCAUUCCCAUUUCAAUACACCAAGCUGUUUUCUCGA
Cucurbita moschata (crookneck pumpkin) is the source of this 643-nucleotide messenger RNA. RefSeq lists its product as uncharacterized. The coding region runs from base 53 to 430 and encodes 125 amino acids. NCBI's taxonomy places the organism in Eukaryota, Viridiplantae, Streptophyta, Magnoliopsida, Cucurbitales, Cucurbitaceae. The transcript is spliced from 3 exons. The record is from RefSeq and is a predicted model, not a curated record. Gene Ontology annotation, cellular component: chloroplast.